Molecule: messenger RNA, 1914 nt
Organism: Erigeron canadensis
Lineage: Eukaryota; Viridiplantae; Streptophyta; Magnoliopsida; Asterales; Asteraceae
Product: sucrose transport protein-like
Exons: 4
Coding region: 79-1617 (512 amino acids)
Biological process (GO): sucrose transport
Cellular component (GO): plasma membrane; vacuole
Molecular function (GO): sucrose:proton symporter activity
Source: RefSeq, a predicted model, not a curated record
AUUAAUUCACAUAACUUCUCCCACUUUCAAUUUCAAUUCCAUUCUAUUUUCAUUUCCAAUUUGAAUUUCAAUUCAAAAAUGGAUUCAGCCAUGAAAAGUGAUAAACCACCACCUAGAGAAGCUUUGCAGAUGCAACACCAUGAACCACCACAAAGACCAAUAUGGCAAAUCAUAAUGGUUGCCGCGAUUGCAGCCGGUGUCCAAUUUGGUUGGGCCCUUCAGCUCUCUUUACUCACUCCUUAUGUCCAGCUUAUCGGUGUCCCGCAUACCUGGUCUUCAUUCAUCUGGCUUUGUGGCCCGAUUUCUGGUAUGAUUGUUCAACCCGUUGUUGGCUAUUACAGCGACCGAUGCACCUCCCGCUUCGGUCGCCGUCGUCCUUACAUCGCUGGUGGAGCCGGUCUGGUUGCCAUAGCCGUGUUCCUCAUCGGCUAUGCGGCUGACAUUGGAGUCUCCACCGGUGAUAAGAUCGGCGCGCCGACAAAGCCGCGCGCCAUAGCUAUCUUCGUCAUUGGUUUCUGGAUACUAGACGUUGCUAACAACACCCUACAAGGCCCAUGCAGGGCCUUGUUAGCCGACUUAGCCGGUUCAAAUUCUAGCAGAAUCAGAACCGGUAACGCAUUAUUUGCGUUCUUCAUGGGUGUGGGAAACGUGUUGGGUUACUCGGCCGGUUCCUACACUCAUCUCUACAGAAUCGUUCCCUUUACCAAAACUGAUGCAUGUGACGUAUAUUGUGCAAAUCUAAAAACAUGUUUUUUCAUCUCCAUAGCGUUAUUAGUAACAAUCACAGUCAUCGCUAUGGCGACUGUGUCCGAAGAGCCAUUUGUGCCAGAGGUCGACGAAAGUAAAUCGUCGUCCAAACAAAUGGUCUUCUUUGGCGAGAUGUACGCGGCCUUGAAAGGACUUUCAAGGCCCAUGUGGAUCUUGUUACUGGUAACAUGCUUAAACUGGGUUGCAUGGUUCCCAUUCUUAUUAUUCGACACUGAUUGGAUGGGUAAGGAAGUCUAUGGUGGUACCGUCGGAGAAGGUCAGUUAUACAACCGUGGUGUUCGAGCAGGGGCGUUGGGUUUGAUGCUUAACUCGGUUGUUUCGGGUUUGGCCUCCCUUUGUAUCGAGCAUUUGGCUCGCUGGUUAGGUGGUGUCAAGAGGUUGUGGGGUGGUGUUAACUUUCUACUAGCUAUAUGUUUAGGGAUGACGGUCGUAGUGACCAAAUUAGCUGAAAGUUCACGGCAGUUCACGACGGCACCUGACGGCACCGUCACCCCUCUGCCACCAAGCGAGGGUGUAAAGGCCGGAGCUUUGAGUAUUUUCGCCGUUCUUGGUGCACCACUCGCAGUAACUUUUAGUGUUCCAUGCGCUCUAGCUUCAAUAUUUUCAAACAAUUCCGGGGCAGGACAAGGUCUAUCACUUGGUGUGUUAAAUCUUGCAAUCGUCAUACCUCAGAUGGUGGUAUCGGUUCUUAGUGGACCAUGGGAUGCCCUAUUCGGUGGUGGCAACUUACCUGCAUUCGUGGUGGGAGCUGUGGCGGCCGCAGCCAGUGGUAUCUUUGCAAUGACCAUGCUUCCAUCACCACCACCCGAUGUCGUACUUUCAAAGGUUUCUGGAGGCGGGAUGCAUUAGAGUAAAUAAUGGUAACUACUCAAAAGCUUCCAACUGGGUCAGGUUGGGACAUUUAGGAUGAAAAAAGUUGUAUUUUCAUUUGGAUGUUGAUUUGUGCAUAUAUGCUAAGCAUGAUGCAGAAAUCAUUAGUGAUUCCCGCAUAUGUGAUGUUUGUGUUUAAGAGAAUGUUAUGCCAUUCCUCCAUUAUUUGUGUGAGACACCACUUCAUGCUUGAUGGAAUCGAGUCUUCGCUUUAUUCAUGUAUACAACUAUAUGUUUUUAGUUGGUUCAAGAAUAAAAAUUCAAAGUUUUACUGUU